AGAACCAACAUCAACCAUGAUUUGACAUUUAAGAAAGUCAAAUAUUUGAAUGACCCCACCUUUUUGGGAGGAUUAAUGUUCAGUGCAUCAUGAAUAUCAUUCUCAAUCUUCAAAAUCUGCUAAUAUGGGAGCACGAUGCAUAACUGACACAUAAUUAGUCCAAUCAUGAACAUUAUUUAAUUAAUUGAAAGUUGGAAACUAACUACGUGCUUGCAUGAUGAUAAAGCAUUAGGCGAGAAAAUGAUACUUGAUCUAAUAAUAAGAUCUUUACACUAGAAAUACCAUAAGUAAGGUGUUCUGGAUUCAUGAAUUGUAAUCACCUAGCAAGAAAGAAAUUAAAAUGGCAGUGUCAAUAUCCAGAAGAAGAUCAAAACCAUAUAGAAAGCAAGAAGCUAAACAAUCUUAUUUUCAUUUUAGUGCCAUAUACAACUUUCUGAGUAGAAUAUCUGUUGCAUUGUUCCUUCUAAUCCUUAUAUACAUGUGGUGUUCCUUCUCCACCAUUAUAACUGGAAACAUAGUUCAUGUUUGCUUCUCUUCUUCAAGGAAGCUUCAUAGCCUCUAUUGUCUUUCUGCAGGCACUCAUCCCUCCUUUGAAAUCCCAACUUCCACAAACAAUCACAGUUUCUUAGCACCUCGAAUAUUCGAAGGCAACAAUGCAACUGAGCCUGUUAAGUUUUCAGUUGGAUCAAAUCUUGUUACUAGCAACAAUGGAAGAUAUGAUGAAGAGGUUGCAAAUGCAGUGAAGGUUGUUGAGGAGCAUUUGCAGGUUCAUCGAUCGUGGAGGUCGAAUAGAAGCAAUGCAGAAUCAUGCAGUGGUGAAGGGAUAUAUGUGUAUGACUUGCCAUCCAAGUUUAACAAGGAUUUGGUAGGUCAAUGCAGCAAGAUGAUUCCAUGGCAAGAUUUUUGUAGUUACUUAAGCAAUGAUGGAUUUGGAAAGGCUAUUAUUGCUAAUAAUAAGUUUGGUAAAGGAUGGUAUCAAACUCAUCAAUACUCACUUGAACUCAUAUUCCAUUCAAGGAUUUUGAAGCAUCCAUGCAGGGUUUAUAAUGAGAAUGAAGCAAAGAUCUUCUAUGUGCCAUUCUAUGGUGGCUUAGAUGUGCUGAGAUGGCAUUUCAAGAAUGUUUCAAAUGAUGUGAAGGACGGUUUGAGUUUGGAGCUGGUGAAUUGGCUUCAGAGACAGAGGCCAUGGAAAAGAAAUGAAGGUAAGGAUCAUGUUCUUGUGUUGGGAAAAAUCUCAUGGGAUUUUAGGAGAACUAAUAAUAGUGAAUCUCCAUGGGGUACUAGAUUGUUAGAGCUUGAGAAAAUGCAGAAUCCAAUCAAGAUCUUGAUCGAACGCCAGCCGUGGCAUGCGAAUGACAUUGGAGUUCCUCAUCCAACUUACUUCCAUCCAAGUUCAGACAAUGACAUCAUUUCAUGGCAACUGAAAAUCAUUAGAUCGAAUCGCAAGAGCCUUGUUAGUUUCGCUGGAGCGGCGCGCUCUGAUGCAGAGGACAGCAUAAGAAGAAUACUAAUAGAUCAAUGCAGUAGCAAUGGUAGAUGCAAGUUUCUGAAUUGCAGUUCUGCCAAGUGUAAUGAGGCAGAGUCAAUCAUAGAUGUUUUUGUUGAGUCAGAGUUUUGCUUGCAGCCUCCAGGGGAUAGCCCUACAAGAAAGUCUGUUUUCGAUUCGCUGAUAUCGGGUUGCAUCCCAGUUCUGUUUGAUCCUUUCACAGCUUAUUACCAAUAUCCAUGGCAUUUACCUGAGGAUCAUGACAAGUAUUCAGUGUUUAUAGAUAAGAAAGAAGUGAAGGAAAAGAAUUUGAAUGUGGUGGAGAGGCUAAGCAAUGUUUCAUCAAGAGAAAGGGAAAACAUGAGGAGGUAUAUUGUGUAUGAACUUCUUCCUGGUUUAGUAUAUGCUGAUCACAAUGCCUUGCUUUACAAGUUUCAGGAUGCAUUUGCUAUUACAAUCAAUAAUCUGCUUCUGAGGGGUACAAGAUUAGCUACAUGAUUCUUUCAUUACACCUUUAAUCAAUAUUUGUAACUAUAUUUUUUAUCAAUGACAAUGUGUUAAUUGUUUGAAUUGGCACAGGCCGGUUUCCGAUUCCACAAGCAAUAAAAUAUUACAUGGAUAUGAAAAAUGAGAUAAUACUAUAACACUUGUGGAUUCCUAUAUUCCAAGGCAUAUUCAUCCUAAUUUGAUUAACUAUGUGAACAAUAAGAAUAUACCAGUUGAAUUCUUAUGAUGCUUACUCUAGAAGCUAAUAAA
This is a messenger RNA of Arachis ipaensis, 2242 nucleotides long. Its product is annotated as xyloglucan-specific galacturonosyltransferase 1. Gene Ontology annotation, molecular function: glycosyltransferase activity. NCBI's taxonomy places the organism in Eukaryota, Viridiplantae, Streptophyta, Magnoliopsida, Fabales, Fabaceae. The record is from RefSeq and is a predicted model, not a curated record.